AUGCCACCAGAAACACGAUCCAAUGGUCAACCAGCCAAAACCAAGCAAUCAAAACCGAAGAAUCAGCGCAAGCGACAUUGCAGGGAAUCCUCUUCUGACAAAAAUUCUGAUACCGAGCCCAAGUGUGAUUCUGAACCUGAAUCUGAAGAUGGAGAAGGACCGGUAGAUCAAGAAGACAACGUUUUGAUCAAGAAACUGGAAGCUGAUGCUGUCCUUCCAACCUUGAAUAACUACACCACAGUUGGAGAGGACUGGACAGAUGCGUAUCUUGAAAAACUUUUAGCCACUCAAAAGAUUUGGUCCAAUAAUCGACCUUCUCAAGAAAUUGUGUCUGAAGCUCUUGCCCUUCAAUCAAUCUUUCACCGUUCACUCAAGAUGCUGAGUCUAGUUGGGCAUAUAAGCUAUCCGACGUUAAAGGCUGCUCUAUUCAUGGGUCCUUCACAGCGUCCUAUAACCUCGUAUGAUGAAUAUCGAACGUACAGCAAGAAAACUACACAAGAAUUAACUAUGCCCCCCCAAAACACAUCACGUGGGUUUGUACCUCGCAACACCGCCGUUGGUAGAUCAUGGACAGGCCUACAGCCUCUUCAGAAGGCUGUUUUGCAUCCACCGCUCUUCAAAAGACUCGCGCUGACUGUUCUACAGCCUCAAGACAUUCAGUCAAGCUCUGUCAUCAACAUCCCAAGUGAAGAAGAUCCCCACAACCCCUCUGACUUGACCCCGUACCUCAGUAACUUCAAAGAACUCGUCAACAUGAAGAAAGUCGAGAAGCAUUUUGAGCGUGGAUGCCUAGGCGAGCGAAAAAGCCUACAAACAGAAAAGAAAGGACGGGUAGAAGCGGGCAAGGUUGUCAAACAACUUCACAAUCUUCACAGCCAGUUCGACAUCGAAUUUCACUUGCUAGUAGCAUCUUUCCAUCCCAAGACCAAGCUCGCCAAGGCCCUAUGGAUGGAGGAAUACACAUCCUGCCCGAGAUGGGCCGACUUGGUCAAAUCAGAACAUCACUUACUCGAGAACUUUGCAAAAGAGUCAACACAAUGCCCGCGCGACGUCUUCAAGAUUCCAUCCAAAAAGCCACAACCAAUCACAACACAAAUUAAGCAACAGACUGUUUUGAGACAACAGCUCACCACAACUCUCAACAAACUCGUCGGUCAGUCACAUUCAGCCCAAUUCACACUUUUUUGUCAUAUGAAACCUGCACAACUAUCUGACGUGUCUAUCGAUCGAUCUGUAGAGGCACAACUCCCUUACACGCCUCGCCCAGGCAUUGACAUUCAUCCCAAAGGACCUAAUUCUGAUGCUCAACUUGAACAGAAGAAGUUUCUACAAGACAUACAACUCAAAGUGGCCCGAACUCCUGACUGUAAAGUCACUGAUGCUAUGCUUGCCAAGGGAGCAGCCCCUGGCAACAUGACUAUGGGCCACGUUUGA
This is a messenger RNA of Melampsora larici-populina 98AG31, 1434 nucleotides long. RefSeq lists its product as uncharacterized. NCBI's taxonomy places the organism in Eukaryota, Fungi, Basidiomycota, Pucciniomycetes, Pucciniales, Melampsoraceae. Bases 1 to 1434 code for a protein of 477 amino acids. The transcript has 5 exons. The record is from RefSeq and is a predicted model, not a curated record.